This is a messenger RNA of Drepanopeziza brunnea f. sp. 'multigermtubi' MB_m1, 375 nucleotides long. The record is from RefSeq and is a predicted model, not a curated record. Lineage: Eukaryota; Fungi; Ascomycota; Leotiomycetes; Helotiales; Drepanopezizaceae.
AUGAAUACGAAGAAAGAGAAAGAGAGUGUUACUAAUUAUAUUAAGGAAAAGGAGAUUAAGAAAGAAAGGGAGCUUAAGGAGGGCGAGAUUAAAAAGGAGGGCGAGAUUGAAAAGAAUGGCGAGAUUAAAGAAGAAGGUGAUAUUAAAGAAAAGGCCGAGAUUGAAAAAGAGGCCGAGAUUGAAAAGGAAGCCGAGAUUAAAAAAGAAGAAAAGGAAUUGAUGCUUAAAGCAAAGAUAAUACACAAGAUGAUGCUUAAAGUAAAAAUAAAACAUAAGAUAAUGCAAAAAGCAAACGAAAAAGCGAAAUUCAUAUACACGACGUAUAAAGAUAAGAAAAUAUACGACGAUCUCGAUGUAUAUUGCGCUUUCGCAUAG